ACCAUUCUUACAACACGAAACCUUAAUCACCUCUCACCUUCUUCAUCUCUACCAUUAGACUUUACUCUUCAACAACAACCACCACUGUAACAACAAAUCACGACCACCUUAAACCAUUCACUCACAUAAAAAACCAUCAAACACAGUCAAAAUCAAAGAACAUAAAUCAGAACAAACAGAACAAGCAAGAAGAAGCAGAGGAAAGAAAAGAAGGAGAGGUUUCCGCCGCACACCGCCGCAACCACCUCCUCCGUCGCGAAUUCGCCGUGCACCACCGCAAACCACAGUUAAUUCGCCGUAUGAGGAUGAAGAUGAAGAAGGAGAGAGGGAAUGAAGUGUUUGUGCUUCAUUAUUAGAUAUCAUGGAUUUGCAAGAUCUAAAGGUUUGAAAAAACACUAGUUGUGUAAUUUGGAGAUGGAGAAAUCUAUGGGUGCCACAAAUGCAAAGGUAAUCAACCAUAUACCAGAAGAUCUUGCCUUCUCUAUCCUGUCAAAAUUGCCUCUAAAAUCUUUGAAGCGAUUUGGAUGCGUACGUAGAUCAUGGGCUCUCUUGUUUGAAAACCUUCAUUUCCUGAAUAUGUAUCGCAACUACUUCAUUUCUAAUAAUCAUUCUUAUUACGAUGGUACUUCUAUCCUCUUAAACCAGACAAAUAAUCCUUUGUCUGGAGAAGCAUUUCACUCUACGUUGUAUUUACUUUCCGGUGAGAGGUUUGAGAAUAUGGUCAAAUUGGAUUGGCCACCUCCAUUUCAUGAGGAUGAUAGUUUUAUUGAAAUUUUGAGUAAAACUAGUGUAAAUGGGACUCUUUGUCUUGCACAAAAGAAUGGAAUGGACCUAAAAUGUUUAUUUUGGAAUCCUACUACAGAUGAAUUCAAGAUCAUUCCAUCCAGCCCUUUCUUGUACCAAUCACCUUAUAUGGAACCUACAGUGAAUUUUAAUGGUUUUGGUUAUGAUCAUGUUAGAGAUGAUUAUAAGGUGCUUCGGUGGUUAUGUUUCUUUAACAUAACCGAUGUAGAAGUGCCAUGGGAGGACUAUUUAGAUGUCGACGCCAUGUGGGAGAUAUAUAGUCUAAGAAGUAAUUCUUGGACGAAACUUGAUAUUGAAAUGCCUACUAGUGCUUCAAAUGAGAAAUUGCAUGUGGAUGGUGUGUGUCAUUGGUGGAGUAUAAAUGAUGACAUAAAUUGUUAUGAUUCGCCACCACGCUUGGUAUCAUUUGACUUAUGCAAUGAGGUUUUCCUUACAACACAUCUGUCCUCAGACAUGAUUGAUCCUUUAAAUAUUUUGCAUUUGACAUUGUUAAAUGGGUUCAUUGCUUUCAUAAUAUAUGAUCAAACAACUACUUUUCACAUAAGAAUUUUGGGUGAGCUUGGUGUGAAAGAAUCAUGGACUAAAGUCUUCAUUCUUGAGCCCUUACCUUCCAUUGAACAUCCUAUUGGAGCAGGGCGGAAAGGUGAGAUAUUCUUUAGAAAAGAUGAUGAUGAACUAGUCUGGUUUGAUUUGAGUACCCAAAUGAUUGAAGAGCUUGGUGUUAAAGGACGCGAGCAUUGUUGCCAUAUAGUAAUUUAUAAGGAUAGUCUUCUCCCGAUCGGAGGUUUUUGACUUUGGUUAGAAGGAUUUUACCUUGUAUAGUCAAGUCACACACAGUAUACUUAAUAUUAAGUAUAAGACAAAUCUAGAAACUAUCUGAUAAUAUGGAUCUUACCUUGUUUACUCUUUAUUUUAAUAAUGAUAUUUUAGAUUUACAUAGUGGUCUUU
Molecule: messenger RNA, 1752 nt
Organism: Trifolium pratense (red clover)
Lineage: Eukaryota; Viridiplantae; Streptophyta; Magnoliopsida; Fabales; Fabaceae
Product: F-box/kelch-repeat protein At3g06240-like
Exons: 3
Coding region: 415-1596 (393 amino acids)
Molecular function (GO): protein binding
Source: RefSeq, a predicted model, not a curated record